CCGCUGCAUCAGUGUGGUCAGUCGAUGCCCGAUGGAUCAGUAGAUUGUUAGUUAAUUCAUAAAGGUACAUAAAGAAGGUGGUAAAGUUAGUAACUACCCUGGAGAAAAAGACACUAUGUAUUUUUGUUGUGUUAUAGUGCUAAAGGUGUCAGUUAUAGUUCUAUCCGAGCAGCUCAGAAAAUUGUUACUGUAUAACAAACUGUUUUCCAACAACCAAACUUAGUUCAAUCGUUGCAACCGUUUUUGUUGAUUUCAAAAGUUUUCCAAGUUUUCAAUAAUUCAGAAAGAAAUAUGGCUGCUCCGUAUUAUCCAAGUGGACCUCAUCAACGAAAUUCGGGCAAUAUUCCUGGUUGUUAUAAUAAUUACAACUUCUGUUAUGGUUAUCCCGAAAACAACAGUUACCACUGCGGGACUGUACCUGACCAAAGAGGUUUAAACUUUAUCAUGCCCAAGAAUCAUUACCCGAAACCUCAUAACCAGACACCCUAUUUUCGAAAACGACACAUACCAGAUUCUCCAAGGGGAUAUCCGGCUUAUGAGGAAAGAUUCAAACGCGGCCCUUACCAUGAUAACUCGAACUGCUUUGAAAGAGGAUACAAAGCACCCAACAAUAAUCAACUGAGCCCAAAUAACUUUUUUCCACGUGGAAGUUAUCAAAAGAGAACUCCUUGGACCAAGAAACCGCGAUAUAACAAUAACUUGGGUGAUAGCGACGAAGAAUUGGACCGCUAUAUAUUCGAAGGUUAUAAUUCUGACAAUGGAAGUCCAACUUUUAAAACAAGGAGGCAUCAUUUCAAUGGAGCCAGGAACUUUAAUGAAUCAAAACGUCAUUUAUUUGGAACACAACAGAGAAAUAUAGAUACUUUCCGUCCAAAAAGGUAUUUGAAAGAAUUAGGAAAGGAUUCUUCUAAACAAACCAUAAAUAUCAAAGAUAGUGGUUUGAAAAACAAUACUGAUCCUGAAAAUGUUGAUAAAUCCGAGGUAACCGUUAAAUCCGAUACUUCAAAUGUCGAUGUCACGAAAAGUAACACAAAUAAUUUUGAAGUUGACAAGUUGGCAAAAAGUGAUCUUAACUCAAAUGCUACUGAUAUAACUGAAUGUAAUAAAAAAACAAAACCGCAGGUAGAAGAAGCAGUUGUAAAGAAGGAAAUAAUUUUAGUGAAAAAUUCCGAUAGUAAUACACCAUUUAUUGAGUCAAAUACUAGGGAUAUUACUGAAUCUAACAAAGAAACGAUCAAUUAUUUGGAACAAGCAACUAAAGAUAACAAUCCCCUACCUACUAAGGUCGUAGUAGAUAAUUCUAAUAUUACAGAUAAGGAAGAGUUAACCAAAUCGGACGAAAUGGUUAAAUUAAAAAUUUUCACUGAAAUGCGGCGAGUUGAAAAAUUUGAGAAACCCAAAAAAAUACAGCCUGUAGUUAAUAAAAAUUCUUCUCGAAUGGAAAACACGAGGAGACAAUCUCAAUCAUGUGCCAUACAAAAUGAAACUAGAAAAACUAGGGCUAGUCUACGUAAAACAAAAUCUAUGAAUGAUUUUAGUGAUAAAGCUGAACUUGCUAAAUCGUUUAUUGAAACAUUAGAUAGCGUAUGUAAAAACAGACAAUUAGUAAUCAAACUGUCAAAAUGUGAUGAAGCAAUUAAACAUAUAGAAAUGAACAAAAAUAAGACCAAAUGUGAGAAACCUUUGUCGAAAUCUUUACCCAGUAAAUCUACUAUAGAACCUAAAGAGUUUAGAGAGACUGAGAAAGAAAUUACAAAUACAAAUAGAGAAAAUGCCAAAUCAGAAAAAUGUUCUGGUAUUAAUAAUUUAUCUAAGUGUACAAAUAAGCAAAUUUUUAAUGGCUCCAAAUCUGAGAAAAGUGUAGAAAAAUCUCUAAGCAAUCCCAGUGUAGAAUCAAAUGAGUUAAAACAAUCUAAGACAAUGAAAAUAUGUGAUGAUGUAAAUAAAAAUAAAAUAAUAAAUUCAGAUACUAAAAAUAGAAAUAUUGAAAAUACCAAACCUGACAAAUGCUCAGAAAUUAAUAAAGAAUCUAGCGAGAAUUUAAUGGAACAAAAUUUAAAAGGCUCAAAAUCAGAAAAAAAUUUAUCAAAAUCUGUAAGUAUACCUUGUGUAGAAUCUAGCGAAACGAAAGAAUCUACGACAAUAAAUACAUAUGAAAAUGGUGAAAUUAUUAUCCAAAAAGUUGAAACUUCUGUAAGUAUUCAAAAUAAUAUUCAGGAAAAUAAUAUCGAAAACCUUAGUAAAAAUAUAAAAAUGGAACCUAUAGACAAAAUGAAUUUUAAGGAUAGUUCUGACAAUUCUCAUAUUGAUAAUACAUUUGCGACAAAGUGUGAUACUAUAGAACUUUCAAACAUGCCUUUGAAAGAUUCUUCUAAUAAAGAAUGCAUUAGAAUAGAGAAAAAAUCUAUCUCUCCUAACAUUUAUUUGAAUGAUGAAUUAGAGGUAUGUGAAAAUUCGGAAAAUACUGUCAAUAAGCCAAAUAUAAAAAAGACUGAAAAUAUAUUAGAAGACAAUAAACGACAGAAACAAUUAGAUGUAAUAUCUAUAAGUGAAAAUUUAGAUUUAAAACGUAACAGCGAGGAAGAAAAUCAACUGAAUAAAGAUGUGGACCAUGCAAAAAAUAUUUGCAAAAACUCUACAACCGAAACUAGGAUCCCUUCAGAGAUUAUGGAUGUAGAUUUAUAUACUGAGGAAGUUGAAACCAGUGAUUUCUCAAAUAACGAAACUGAAGAAUCUGCAGUUCAAGACCUGAAAAAGAGUGUAAAUGUGAUACAAACUGAUUCAAAAAAUGACAAUUCAAGAACAAAUUGUGCCAUUAAAUGCGAAAAUGAAUUUGUUAAACUGUUUGUAACUCUAUAUAGAGACCCUAGUGAGACUAAGUCCAAAGACGCUACAGAAGAAGACAUGGAAAACUCUUCUGAAGUAGAAACGGAUCCCAAUGUACAUCUGAUAAGUAUACUUGAAAAUGAACAGGGUGAAAUAGGCAAUUGUAACAAUUUUACCGGAAAAGUUAAAAGCAUAGAACUGGAUAUAAAAGAUCAACAUAUGACAAAAGCAGUAGACAAAAAUAUCAAUAUUUCAACUGUUGAUGUUGAUAAAAAUGAAUCUUCAAAUUUCUGUUUAAAAAGUAAAAAGCAUGAUCCAAAGAAAGAUUGUAUAAAUAUAUUCCCAAAAGUUAACAAACAAUCUAAAAAGUCGACAUCAAAAAUAAAUAAAGAAUUUACACGAAAGAUUAAAAAGCAAAAAAAUAUAUUAAGAAAUGAAAUUUUAAAUAAUCCUUCUGAAUUUCAAAUAACUAAAAAGCGAAGGAUUCCAAUUAGUCCAGACAAUACUUUAGAUAAGAAGUCCAAUAAAAAUGAGAAGAAAAUGCAGAAACAUUAUUCCAAAAACAUUACAUCCGAAUCUUCCAGAUCUGUAGCAAGAAACAAUGAAAGCUGUUCAAAAGCCACUGAUACUUUAAGUCAUUCAGGGAAGGUUGAAAGAAAAUCAAAAAACGAUCAUCAUAAAGACUCGAAAACUAAGUCAGGCGUUCAAGUAACUAGAGAUUCAGAAUCUCAUCCAAAAUUUGAUGCGAAGAAAAUCGAUAAAAAACAAAAGAGGUCAAUUAAGUCUCCGGCUCAAACUGACGGUAUAAAAUCUAAAAAAUACAAGAAAUCGAACAGAGAAUGUGAAAAAGGAAUGUGCUCUUCCGAGCCAAGUUCUAGCUGCAGUUCCCAUACUGAAAAAAAGCCUGUUGAGAAGGAAAAAACUGAAUUCAAUAAAGGACUAAUUGGAGACAAAUAUAUAAAACCCAGCAAGAAAAGGAAAAAACCGUCUUGUUCCGACCCGCCGAAGACAGUGAAGAUAGAACCGGACAAUUUCAACGAAAAAAAUAAUUCUAGAUCUAAAAAACCGAAGGGAGAUGGCUGGUGGACAGAUCGAUUUCACGAACUGUUCGGUUGCCCUUCAGAUGACGAACAUGAAUGUGAAAUCAAGAAAAUUAACGAACCACAAAUCGAAGAAACUAACAGUGUAGCCCAACAUGCGUUAAGACAUGACGCUCAUGUUACAGAGACUGAAUUAAUUAAUCUAAAAAAAAUCAAAAGCAAAGAUGCGACACGGAGUAUUACAGAAAUGCCACAAUGUUCAAGUUCGAGCAAUAAAGACGUCCACGCACAAAAAGACAUUAAGAAAAAUAGGGAAUACACUGACAGUGAAGCCAAACAUCGGUUAAUACACGAUUCUCAUGUUAGAGCGGCUGAAUUAGUAAAUGUUAGAAAAAUCAAAAGCAAAGAUGCCACACGGAGUAUUACAGAAGUGCCACAAUGUUCAAGUUCAGGCAAUAAAGACAUUAAAAAAAAUAAGGAACCACAAAAGGACGAAACUAACAUUGAAACUAAACAUCGGUUAACACAAGGUUCUCAUAGAGCGACUGAGGGUAUUAAAGAAAUGGUACAGUGCUCAAGUUCAAGCAAUAAAGAUGUCCAAACAGAACAUGAUACUAGUAAGAAGAAUGAUAUAAGAUGCGCUAGAAUUACAGACAAACGUAGAUCAACCACUGAUAUAGAAAAAUGUAUUAACGCUCCAAAGUGUGAAGGUAAACUGGCUAAAAUCAAGGAAUUGAACAGAAGAUAUUCCGCACCAGUUGUAAAUAUAGACAUAGGUCCAUUGUCGUACGGAAAAAUCGUACAGCACGAAAAUGUGAAAUAUUUUCAAGUUCGCCAGUUGCACACGCUGCCGUUCGAAUUUCACAAAAUUACGGCUUAUUCUAUAGAAGAGGACGAAUGUUCUUUUACCUAUUCUAUCUGUGAUAGCCCCGAAGUACAAACUGAAACUACUGUCAUAAAACGAGAACUAGAAACUGAUGCUUAUGAAAACUGUAACGCUGAAGAAGAUAUACUAACUAUGUUGCAAGAUAUUCAAAGUGAAAACGAUGAUUUUCCACAAAAUGAACAAAACAUAACGUUAUAUAGAUCAGAUGAUGAAUCUAUUACUAACGAUAAUGAUGUUCAGGCUGUAUCUGCUUCUCUUCCAGGAGAGUUAAUUAUGAAAAAUAACCAACCAGUUACUAAGAACGUACCCUACGGUCAAAAGCUAGUAGAAGUGUUUACAAAGUACAUCCACUUUUCUGAUCAUCUCCACAGCGCAUUUGAAGUUUAUAUCAAUCAUUUUAAAGAUAAAUCAAUGGAUUAUGAUUUGCAGCAAUCUGAAUUAUUAUAUUUCAAAAAUUACACCAAUCGUAGUUUAUUAAAUCAAUCGAACAUGUUGUUACAGGAAAUAAGGGAUAUAGAGAUACCUUUAAGGCUACAGUUUUCUACUAUUAUAUCGAAGUUAGCUAUAAAAAUACAUCAACGUCUCAUUGGUAGCGAGAAGUACACACAUUUAAAGAAACUAGAAGUAUUUUCUUUACUUUAUAAAUUGAUGAUGCCGCAGAAAUGUGUGUUUAUUAGAAUUCCUUUUUUUAAUGAGCUGUUUCGUAUUUGUAAAAAAAUACAUGAAAACUAUCCAGAGACGGUUCAGAAUUCCAACACACCAAUUUCAUCAAACCAAUUAUCUACUCAAGUAAUUGCAGCCGAAAAUCCUCAAAAUGAAGUUGCCAAGAAGCAGAUAACUACCCCUGUUGCUACCCAAACAACUCAAUGUCACGCGGGCAAUAAUGGCAUGUCUACACACGUUACUGCAAUUGAAGUUUGCAGUAAUAAAGAUGUUACGCAAGUUACUCAGAGUGAUAUUUGCAGAUAUCCAUUAGUUACCCAAAUUCACAAAAAUAAAGUAGCCCCCCAAACUGAUCAAAACAAUAGCUCCAAUCACAUGACUUCUCAAUUUAUUUCGAGUAGUCCAAGUAUGUUAUCCAGUCCACUUUCUCAGACUGAUGUUUUUAGACCUCAAACAGUUGUUACCCAGAGUGAAUAUGCUAGAAAUCAAAUAUCUACUCAUGUUACUCAAAACAUAGUUAGUACCAAUCAAACAGCACCUCAGUAUAGCCAGAAUGGACUUAAUACGGGUCAAUUAAGUACACAAGUUACCGCGAGCGAAUUUUCAAGAAAUCAAAUAACUGCUGCAGCUAUUCAUAAUGAAAUUAACAGGAAUACAGUAGCCAAUGGAACAGCACCUCAAUAUAACCUGAAUGAAGUUAAUACAUGUCAAUUAACUACACAAGUUACCGCGAGCGCAUUUUCAAGAAACAAAAUAACUGCUCUAGCUAAUCAAACAGCACCUCAGUAUAGCCAGAAUGUUGUUAAUACGGGUCAAUUAAGUACACAAGUUACCGCUAGCGAAUUUUCAAGAAACCAAAUAACUUCUCCAGCUAAUCAAAAUGAAAUGAACAGGAAUGUAAUAGCAAAUCGAACAGCAUCUCAAUAUAACCAGAAUGAAGUUAGUACGUGUCAAUUAACUACACAAGUUACCGCGAGCGAUUUUUCGAGAAACCAAAUAACUUCACCAGCUAAUCGUAAUGAAAUGAACAGGAAUGUAAUAGCAAAUCGAACAGCAUCUCAAUAUAACCAGAAUGAAGUUAGUACGUGUCAAUUAACUACACAAGUUACCGCGAGCGAUUUUUCGAGAAACCAAAUAACUUCACCAGCUAAUCAAAAUGAAAUGAACAGGAAUAUAAUAGCUGCUCAGAACAGCCAAGGUGAAAUUGGGAGACAUAAAGCCGCACCUCAAGCUUCUAAACCUCGUAAAAAUUCAGCAUAUCAAAUCUAUCCGGAACUGUCAAAAGAGAAUCUACCAUAUUAUAUGCCUACUAAUAUGAACAACAUCGAAACACCAAACUUGGCUAAUAGGCAAAUGCCUAAUUAUAACGUAGAUAUGUCAAAGGGACAUGAUAUAUCAGGUUUCCAAAGAAUUCAUUAUGCAAAUGGACCACCACCCCAACCACUAUUACAAAAUCACAAUGCUUUGAAUAAUAGACCUUCAAACAUUGGAGCGCCAAUGAACACAUCUCCGAUGUACAACAAUCAGCAGUUUCCAACUCAACGUGUUCCAAUGACUAGGGAGAUAUAUCAAAAUAUGAUUAAACUACAGAAUGCAGUCCAGCAACCUAACCCAAAUAUUCUUUCUAAUGCGAAUCACAUACCUACAGCUACAGCUACAAACAAUUUUAGUACCCCACCAGCAAAUCAGCUACAGUUUAGUAUACCAAACAUCAACAAUAUUCCGCACAAUAGGCUGGAAUCACUUCUUUAUAACAAAAAUCAUAAAAACACUUCAGCAGUUUAUGGAAAUAAUCUUGAUAUGUCACGGAAAAAUCAAACAAAUGUGUAUGGACAUAGACCGGAAUACCAACUGAAUUUUUCUAACGCUACAAUGCAGAAUACAGCGCCGAAUUACCAUUACAAUGUCCCUCCGAAUGAGAUGAAUAACCAGCAUGUUAACAAUAUUAAUAGCAUGGUUAACAGAAUUCCGUACCAGCAUAACAUAUUGAAUAAUUCGCCAACAGUAAAUUAUAACCAACAAGGGUUGGAUAAUCGUCAAGCGUUUAAUAGCAGUGAAGGUAAUGCAAUUGCCCGAACUAAUAAUGUUAUGCCAAAUAUGCAGUACAUGAAUCCAUAUCUACAACAACCAGUUCUUAAUAGAGAAGUUCCCCAAAGUAGUGCAGCACAGUUAGUUCAAACCCGACCAGUUAACUUGACUCAGAACAGGGAGACGGAACAAAACCUUUGGAGAUUUAAUAAUGAAACUGCAAGAUCCACUGGCGUAAAUGUACCGCAACAAGGCAAUGAGAAAACUGUGAAUGAUAAUUUUAAAAUCAAGCUACCCUAUACAAGACCUCACAUACCUCAUACAACUACUGUCACCAAUACGAAUUCUAUGUCGAGUUCAGGAGAAAAUAGACAAAUGUCAAAAAAUACUAAUAGGAACCUUAUCACAUCCAGUCAAGAGUCGAUUAGAGAAAAUUUACCUGGUCGACAUUCUAACAUAAACGUUCCAACGAUUUCGAGUUCAACAAGCGUACAAAAUGGUGUAAAUGAUGUACAAACCUCUGAGGCUAGAAGUUCCGUUUCAUCUAGUCCUCGUGGAAAUAUAACUCCAAACAGCACCAUUGGUAAUCAGCAUUGCAGUUCAACAAGAAACAUUAGACCUGGAAGCUUCACAAAUUCAAUAUCUGCAAUUCCUAGGGCGGAGAACAUAACAGCUAAUGUGCAUACUUUGUCGUCUGGACAUAUGCUAUCUUUAGAAUCGAUAAUUAGAGAGCAGUUAUCUACUACAACUUCCACUGAUUAUUCAGCAAAAUCUAGUCAAUUGACAAUAGGUCCGAAAUUGAUGAAUACUUCUAGCAGAGUAACUACUUCUGGUUUCAGAAAUGACGAAGGAAUUAUAUUGAAUAGAGGAUUAGCUGCUCUGGAUUCCAUUGGACCUGUGUCAGACAUGUUGAACUGCUCUUCUUCUACAGUAGACACAAACAGUGAAGCUGAUACUACCUGCGAAGAUCAUACGGCUACAGUCGCAAGACCGUGUGAGAUGGUGCGAAACCCCUCACUAAAAAUUAGGCAAUAUUUGGCUCAAUUUUCUACCGAAAUAGAUGCAGUCCAAGAAUCACCUGAAAACGAAGCAACGCUAAAUAACCAAACUGUAGAACAGCUAAAGAGUACACAACCUAACAGUGAAAUGACUAUUUUACAUGAUGAAGUUACAGUGAAAACUGAAACCACUGAUGAAGAGCUUGGUACCAGAGAUGCCUCCAGCGAAAUCGAUAAACCUAACCAAGCCGAAGCAACCGUUUGUUUAAAUGAAGAAUUAAAAUGCAAAGAAGAGGAAACGGAGAAUAAUGCUGAAGAAGACAGUGCUAGUUACACGAUAAGUGUUCAAAAAUUGUGUAUUUGUAAUAGGCCAGCUGUGUAUAACUGUAUUUGUUUGGAAGCUUGGUACUGUGGAACUGAAUGUCAGAACAAAGAUUGGGCGUGCCAUCAAAACAAUUGCCAUACCACUGUAAACGAUGUCGGGACAGUGGAACAACAGGCCAUUACUAGUAAUGUAAACUAAGAUAGAUGUUAAGGAUUCAGAGCUAUAAUACGCUUUCAUGUUGUGUCUUUCCAGUAUUAAUGUGAAUAAUGUGUGCAAUUCGUAUAACAUUAGUUAUUUAUUUUUAGUGUGAUAGAAAUCUAAGUUACUUAAGUAGUUGUUAUCUAAUAGUUAUUUUGAAAUGAUACGUUUAGUUUUUAAACUUUAAAUUAUUUUUGUACUUUUUUUUACUUUUUAUGUUUGAAAAUAUAAAGAAAAAUA
Sitophilus oryzae (rice weevil) is the source of this 9204-nucleotide messenger RNA. RefSeq names its product reticulocyte-binding protein 2-like. The transcript has 5 exons. The record is from RefSeq and is a predicted model, not a curated record. The coding region runs from base 292 to 8964 and encodes 2890 amino acids. NCBI's taxonomy places the organism in Eukaryota, Metazoa, Arthropoda, Insecta, Coleoptera, Curculionidae.